Paramisgurnus dabryanus is the source of this 11223-nucleotide messenger RNA. The record is from RefSeq and is a predicted model, not a curated record. NCBI's taxonomy places the organism in Eukaryota, Metazoa, Chordata, Actinopteri, Cypriniformes, Cobitidae.
UGAGCGCUUCCCAAGUUGCUCAACUUACAGUAAACUCUGGAGCACUGAACAACCCAGACAUGAUCACCAUGGUAUUUGACCAUCUAGAAAAUGCCAAUGCAUUCCAGAACAUGAAUGAUUUCCUGGCAGGUCUCAGCCAGAAUUCACAGGCUGUGGAAAUCCAUCUGGUGGUAAGGGACAUCAUGAUGAAUCGGACAUUUGCCAUCAUCAGUUUCCAUUUUACACAGUUCUUGAGAGUAGACUGGGUUUCCUGGUUCACGGUGAAACUGAUUCCUCUCCUGCCCAGCAUAAAUGCAGAGAUGCUCCAGACAGCAACAUCACAUGGCGACUGCAUUGCAUUCCACGCAAUCGUUAAAGGUCUUAGCAGCGUCUUUGACCAGAUGUCACUGGAGAGACAGCAGGAGCUCACACUUGUUCUGGUGGAUCAUCUGAAACACUCUGGCAGAUCGGGCUCAACCUGCGGGUCAGACACCAGCAGUCUCAGCGCCUGGCUUGAUGUGAAUUUUGGUAAACUUUCAGUCUAUGUGGCAUUCCAAGAUCUGCUACUGCUCAAUGCGAACUUUUUCAAUUUUGAGGAACUGGACUUUCUGAGCACUUCCCAAGUUGCUCAACUUACGGUGAACUCUGGAGCACUGUACAACCCAGACAUGAUCACCAUGGUAUUUGACCAUCUAGAAAAUGGUGAUGCGUUCCAGAACGUGAAUGAUUUCCUGGCAGGCCUCGCCCACAAUUCACAGGCUUUGGAAAUCCAUCCGGUGGUGAGGGACGUCAUGAUGAAUCGAACCUUUGCCAUAAUCAGUCUCCAUUUUACACAAUUCUUGAGAGAAGACUGGGUUUCCUGGUUCACGAUGAAACUGAUUCCUCUCCUGCCCAGCAUAACUGCAGAGAUGCUUCAGACAUCAACAUCAGUUGGCGACUGCAUCGCAUUCCACACAAUCGUUGAGGGUCUUAGCAGCGUCUUUGACCAGAUGUCACUGAAGAGACAGCAGACGAUCACACUUGUGCUGGUGGAUCAUCUGAAACACACCGCCGGAUCGGGCUCAACCUGCGGGUCAGACACCAGUAGUCUCAACGCCUGGCUUGAUGUGAACUUUGGUAAAUUCUCAGUCGACGUGGCAUUCCAAGAUCUGCUACUGCUCAAUGAGAACUUUUCCAAUUUUGAAGCACUGGACUCUCUGAGCGCUUCCCAAGUUGGUAAGCUGACAGUGGACUCUGGAGCACUGAACAACCCAGACAUGAUCACAAUGGUAUUUGACCAUCUAGAAAAUGGCGAUGCGUUCCAGAACGUGAAUGAUUUCCUGGCAGGUCUCACCCAGAAUUCGCAGGCUUUGGAAAUAAAUCCAGUGGUGAGGGACAUGAUGAUGAAUCGGACCUUUGCCAUCAUCAGUCUCCAUUUUACAGAGUUCUUAAGAGAAGACUGGGUUUCCUGGUUCACCGUGCAACUGAUUCCUCUCUUGCCCAGCAUAACUGCAGAGAUGCUCCAGAAAGCAACAUCCUAUGGCGAUUGCAACGCAUUCCACUCAAUCGUUGAGGGUCUUAGCAGCGUUUUUGACCAGAUGUCACUGGAGAGACAGCAGGAACAUACACUUGUUCUGGUGGAUCAUCUGAAACACACCACAGGAUCAGGCUCAACCUGUGGGUCAGACACCAGCAGUCUCAGAGCCUGGCUUGAUGUGAACUUUGGUCAAUUCUCAGUCCACGUGGCAUUCCAAGAUCUGCUACUGCUCAAUGCAAACUUUUCCAAUUUUGAGGCACUGGACUUUCUGAGCGCUUCCCAAGUUGCUCAACUUACUGUGAAAUCUGUAGCACUGAAGAACCCAGACAUGAUCACCAUGGUAUUUGACCAUCUAGAAAAUGGUGAUGCAUUCCAAAAUGUGAAUGAUUUCCUAGCAGGUCUCACCCAGAAUUCGCAGGCCUUGGAAAUCCAUCCGGUGGUGAGGGACGUCAUAAUGAAUCGGACCUUUACCAUCAUCAGUCUCCAUUUUACACAGUUCUUGAGAGUAGACUGGGUUUCCUGGUUCACGGAGAAACUGAUUCCUCUUCUGCCCAGCAUAACUGCAGAGAUGCUCCAGACAGCAACAUCAGACAGCGACUGCAUCGCAUUCCACAUAAUCGUUGAGGGUCUUAGCAGCGUCUUUGACCAGAUGUCACUGGAGAGACAGCAGGAGCUCACACUUGUUCUGGUGGAUCAUCUGAAACACCCCAGCAGAUCGGGCUCAACCUGCGGGUCAGACACCAGCAGUCUCAGCGCCUGGCUUGAUGUGAACUUUGGUAAAUUCUCCGUCUACGUUGAAUUCCAAGAUCUGCUACUGCUCAAUGCAAACUUUUUCAAUUCUGAGGCACUGGACUCUCUGGGUGCUUCCCAAGUUGCUAAGCUGUUGGUGGACUCUGGAGGAAUGAACAACCCAGACAUGAUCACAAUGGUAUUUGAACAUCUAGAAAAAGGCGAUGCAUUCCAGAACAUGAAUGAUUUCCUGGCAGGUCUCACCCAGAAUUCACAGGAUUUGGAAAUACAUCCGGUGGUAAGGGGCAUCAUGAUGAAUCGGACCUUUGCCAUCAUCAGUCUCCAUUUUACUGAGUUUUUGAGAGGAGACUGGGUUUCUUGGUUUACCGUGAAACUGAUUCCUCUCCUGCCCAGCAUAACUGCAGAGAUGCUCCAGACAGCAACAUCCUACGGGGACUGCAUCGCUUUCCACGCAGUCGUUAAGGGUCUUAGCAGCGUCAUUGAUCAGAUGUCACUGGAGAGACAGCAGGAGCUCACACUUGUUCUGGUGGAUCAACUGAAACACACCAGUGGAUCGGGCUCAACCUGUGGGUCAGACACCAGCAGUCUCAGAACCUGGCUUGAUGUGAACUUUGGUAAUUUCUCAGUCUACGUGGCAUUCCAAGAUCUGAUAGUGCUCAAUGCAAACUUUUCCAAUUUUGAGGCACUGGACCUUCUGAGCGCUUCCCAAGUUGCUCAACUUACGGUGAACUCUGGAGCACUAAACAACCCAGACAUGAUCACCAUGGUAUUUGACCAUCUAGAAAAUGCUGAUGCCUUCCAGAACGUGAAUGAUUUCCUGGCAGGUCUCUCCCAGAAUUCGCAGGCUUUGGAUAUUCAUCCGGUGGUGAGGGACAUCAUGAUGAAUCGGACCUUUGCCAUCAUCAGUCUUCAUUUUACAGAGUUCUUGAGAGUAGACUGGGUUUCCUGGUUCACGGUGAAACUGAUUCCUCUCCUGCCGAGCAUAACAGCAGAGAUGCUCAAGACAGCAACAUCAGACGGCGACUGCAUUGCAUUCCACGCAAUCGUUAAGGGUCUUAGCAGCGUCUUUGACCAGAUAUCACUGGAGAGACAGCAGGAGCUCACACUUAUUCUGGUGGAUCAUCUGAAACACACCAGCGAAUCGGGAUCAACCUGCGGGUCAGACAGCAGCAGUCUCAGCGCCUGGCUUGAUAUGAACUUUGGUAAAUACUCAGUCUACGUGGCAUUCCAAGAUCUGCUAUUGCUCAAUGCGAACUAUUCCAAUUUUGAGGCACUGGCCUCUCUGAGCGCUUCCCAAGUUGCUAAGGUGACGGUGGACUCCGGAGCACUGAACAACCCAGACCUGAUCACCAUGGUAUUUGACCAUCUAGAAAAUGGCGAUGCGUUCCAGAACAUGAAUGAUUUCUUGACUGGUCUCACCCAGAAUUUGCAGGUUUUGGAAAUCCAUUCAGUGGUGAGGGACAUGAUGAUAAAUCGGACAUUUGCUAUCAUCAGUCUCCAUUUCACAGAGUUCUUGAAAGGAGACUGGGAUUCCUGGUUCACCGUGAAACUGAUUCCUCUCUUGCCCAGCAUAACUGCAGAGAUGCUCCAGACAGCAACAUCCUACGGCGACUGCAUCGCAUUUCACGCAAUAGUUGAGGGUCUUAGCAGCGUCAUUGACCAGAUGUCACUGGAGAGACAGCAGGAACUCACAAUUGUUCUGGUGGAUCAUCUGAAACACACCGGCGGAUCAGGCUCAACCUGUGGGUCAGACACCAGCAGUCUCAGAGCCUGGUUUGAUGUGAACUUUGGUAAAUUCUCAGUCUACGUAGCAUUCCAAGAUCUGCAACUGCUCAAUGCAAACUUUUCCAAAUUUGAGGCACUGGACCUUCUGAGCGCUUCCCAAGUUGCUCAACUUACGGUGGCCUCUGGAGCACUAAACAACCCAGACAUGAUCACCAUGGUAUUUGACCAUCUAGAAAAAGGCAAUCCGUUCCAGAAUGUGAAUGAUUUCUUGGCAGGUCUUGCCCAGAAUUCGCAGGCUUUGGAAAUCCAUCCAGUGGUGAGGGAUGUCAUGAUGAAUCGGACCUUUGCCAUCAUCAAUCUCCAUUUUACAGAGUUCUUGAGAGUAGACUGGGUUUCCUGGUUCACAGUGAAACUGAUUCCUCUCCUGCCCAGCAUAACUGCAGAGAUGCUCCAGACAGCAACAUCCUACGGCAACUGCAUUGCAUUCCACGCAAUCGUUGAGGGUCUUAGCAACGUCUUUGACCAGAUGUCACUGGAGAGACAGCAGGAGCUCACACUUGUUCUGGUGGAUCAUCUGAAACACUCCGGCAGAUCAGGCUCAACCUGCGGGUCAGACACCAGCAGUUUAAGAGCCUGGCUUGAUGUGAACUUUGGUCAAUUCUCAAUCUAUGUGGAAUUCCAAGAUCUGCUACUGCUCAAUGCAAACUUUUUCAAUUUUGAAGCACUGGACUCUCUUAGCACUUUCCAAGUUGCUAAGCUGACGGUGGACUAUGGAGCACUGAACAACCCAGACAUGAUCACCAUGGUAUUUGACCAUCUAGAAAAUGGCGAUGCGUUCCAGAACAUGAAUGAUUUCCUGGCAGGUCUCACAGAGAAUUCGCAGGCUUUGGAAAUCCAUCCAGUGGUGAGGGACAUCAUGAUGAAUCGGACCUUUGCCAUCAUCAGUCUCCAUUUUACAGAGUUCUUGAGAGGAGACUGGGUUUCCUGGUUCACCAUGAAAAUUAUUUCUCUCUUACCCAGCAUAACUGCAGAGAUGCUCCAGAAAGCAACAUCCUACAGCGACUGCAUCACAUUCCACGCAAUCGUUGAGGGUCUAAACAGCGUGUUUAACCAGAUGUCACUGGAGAGACAGCAGGAGCUCACAAUUGUUCUGGUGGACCAUCUGAAAAACACUGGCGGAUCGGGCUCAACCUGUGGGUCAGACACCAGCAGUCUCAGAGUCUGGCUUGAUAUGAACUUUGGUCAAUUCUCAGUCUACGUGGCAUUCCAAGAUCUGCUACUGCUCAAUGCAAAGUUUUCCAAUUUUGAGGCACUGGACCUUCUAAGCGCUUCCCAAGUUGCUCAACUUACGGUGAACUCUGGAGCACUGAACAACCCAGAUAUGAUCACCAUGGUAUUUGGCCAUCUAGAAAAUGUAGAUGCGUUCCAGAACGUGAAUGAUUUCCUGACCGGUCUAGCCCAGAAUUCGCAGGAUUUGGAAAUCCAUCCGGUGGUGAGGGACAUCAUGAUGAAUCGGACCUUUGCCAUCAUUAGUCUCCAUUUUACACAGUUCGUGAGAGUAGACUGGGUUUCCUGGUUCACGGUAAAACUGAUGCCUCUCCUGCCCAGCAUAACUCCAGAGAUGCUCCAGAAAGCAACAUCAGAUGGCGACUGCAUUGCAUUCCACGCAAUCAUUGAGGGUCUCAGCAGUGUCUUUGAAAAGAUGUCACUGGAGAGACAGCAGGAGCUCACAAUUGUUCUGGUGGAUCAUCUGAAACACUCCAGUGAAUCGGGCUCAACCUGUGGAUCAGACACCAGCAGUCUCAGAGCCUGGCUUGAUGUGAACUUUGGUAAAUUCUCAGUCUACGUGGCAUUCCAAGAUCUGCUAUUGCUCAAUGAGAACUUUUUCAAUUUUGAGGCACUGGACUCUCUGAGCGCUUCCCAAGUUGCUAAGCUGACGGUGGACUCUGGAGCACUGAACAACCCAGACAUGAUCACCAUGGUAUUUGACCAUUUAGAAAAUGGUGAUGCCUUCCAGAACGUGAAUGAUUUCCUUGCAGGUCUCACCCAGAAUUCGCAGACUUUCGAAUUCCAUCCUGUGGUGAGGGACAUCAUGAUGAAUCGGACCUUUGCCAUCAUUAGUCUCCAUUUUACACAGUUCUUGGGAAUAGACUGGGUUUCCUGGUUCACGGUAAAACUGAUGCCUCUCCUGCCCAGCAUAACUGCAGAGAUGCUCCAGAAAGCAACAUCAGACGGCGACUGCAUUGCAUUCCACGCAAUGGUUGAGGGUCUUAGCAGCGUCUUUGACCAGAUGUCUCUACAGAGACAGCAGGAGCUCACAAUUGUUCUGGUGGACCAUUUGAAACACACUGGCGGAUCGGGCUCAACCUGUGGGUCAGACACCAGCAGUCUCAGAGUCUGGCUUGAUAUGAACUUUGGUCAAUUCUCAGUCUACGUGGCAUUCCAAGAUUUGCUACUGCUCAAUGCAAACUUCUCCAAUUUUGAGGCACUGGACCUUCUGAGCGCUUCCCAAGUUGCUCAACUUACGGUGAACUCUGGAGCACUGAACCACCCAGACAUGAUCACCAUGGUGUUUGACCAUCUAGAAAAUGCCAAUGCGUUUCAGAACGUGAAUGAUUUCCUGGCAGGUCUCGCCCAGAAUUCAGAGGCUUUGGAAAUCCAUCCGGCGGUGAGGGACAUCAUGAUGAAUCAGACCUUUGCCAUCAUCAGUCUCCAUUUUACACAGUUCUUGAGAGUAGACUGGGUUUCCUGGUUCACUGUGAAACUGAUUCCUCUCCUGCCCAGCAUAACUGCAGAGAUGCUCCAUAAAGCAACAUCAGACGGCGACUGCAUUGCAUUCCACGCAAUCGUUGAGGGUCUUAGCAGCGUCUAUGACCAGAUGUCACUGGAGAGACAGCAGGAGCUCACACUUGUUCUGGUGGAUCAUCUGAAACACACUAGUGGAUCGGGCUCAACCUGUGGGUCAGACACCAGCAGUCUCAGCGCCUGGCUUGAUUUGAACUUUGGUAAAUUCUCAGUCGACGUUGCAUUCCAAGAUCUGCUACUGCUCAAUGCAAACUUUUGGCAUUUUGAGGCACUGGACCAUCUGAGCUCUUCCCAAGUUGCUCAACUUACGGUGAACUCUGGAGCACUGUACAACCCAGACAUGAUCACCUUGGUAUUUGACCAUCUAGAAAAUGACCAUGCGUUCCAAAACGUGAAUGAUUUCCUGGCAGCUCUCGCACAGACUUCACAGGCUUUGGAAAUCCAUCCGGUGGUGAGGGACGUCAUGAUGAAUCGGACCUUUGCCAUCAUCAGUCUCCAUUUUGCACAGUUCUUGGGAGUAGACUGGGUUUCCUGGUUCACAGUGAAAUUGAUUCCUCUACUGCCAAGCAUAACUGCAGAGAUGCUCCAGAGAGCAACAUCAGACGACAACUGCAUCGCAUUCCACGCAAUCGUUGAGGGUCUUAGCAGCGUCUAUGACCAGAUGUCACUGGAGAGACAGCAGGAGCUUACACUUGUUCUGGUGGAUCAUCUGAAACACACCGGUGGAUCAGGAUCAACCUGCGGGUCAGACAGCAGCAGUCUCAGCGCCUGGCUUGAUAUGAACUUUGGUAAAUACUCAGUCUACGUGGCAUUCCAAGAUCUGCUAUUGCUCAAUGCGAACUAUUCCAAUUUUGAGGCACUGGCCUCUCUGAGCGCUUCCCAAGUUGCUAAGGUGACGGUGGACUCCGGAGCACUGAACAACCCAGACCUGAUCACCUUGGUAUUUGACCAUCUAGAAAAUGACCAUGCGUUCCAAAACGUGAAUGAUUUCCUGGCAGCUCUCGCACAGACUUCACAGGCUUUGAAAAUCCAUCCAGUGGUGAGGGACAUGAUGAUGAAUCAGACCUUUGCCAUCAUCAGUCUCCAUUUUACUGAGUUCUUGAGAGAAGACUGGGUUUCCUGGUUCACCGUGCAAUUGAUUCCCCUCUUGCCCAGCAUAACUGCAGAGAUGCUCCAAACAGCAACAUCCUACUGCGACUGCAUCGCAUUCCACGCAAUCGUUGAGGGUCUUAGCAGCGUCAUUGACAGGAUGACACUGGAGAGACAGCAGGAACUCACAAUUGUUCUGGUGGAUCAUCUGAAACACACCGCAGGAUCGGGCUCAACCUGUGGGUCAGAUACCAGCAGUCUCAGUGCCUGGCUUGAUGCGAACUUUGGUAAAUUCUCAGUCUACGUUGAAUUCCAAGAUCUGCUACUGCUCAAUGCAAACUUUUCCAAUUUUGAUUCACUGGACUCUCUGAGUGCUUCCCAAGUUGCUCAUCUUACGUUGAACUCUGAAGCACUGAACAACCCAGACAUGAUCACCAUGGUAUUUGACCAUCUAGAAAAUGGUGAUGCGUUCCAAAACGUGAAUGAUUUCCUGGCAGGUCUCACCCAGAAUCCGCAGGCUUUGGAAAUCCAUCCGGUGGUGAGGGACUUCAUGAUGAAUCGGACCUUUGCCAUCAUCAGUCUCCAUUUUACAGAGUUCUUAAGAGUAGACUGGGUUUCCUGGUUCAUGGUGAAACUGAUUCCAGUCCUGCCCAGCAUAACUGCAGAGAUGCUCCAGACAGCAACAUCCUACAGCGACUGCAUCGCAUUCCACACAAUCGUUGAGGGUCUUAGCAACGUCUUUGACCAGAUGUCACUGGAGAGACAGCAGGAGCUCACACUUGUUCUGGUGGAUCAUCUGAAACACCCCAGCAGAUCAGACUCAACCUGCGGGUCAGACACCAGCAGUCUCAGUGCCUGGCUUGAUGUAAACUUUGGUAAAUUCUCAGUCUACAUUGCAUUCCAAGAUCUGCUACUGCUCAAUGCAAAUUUUUUCAAUUUUGAGGCACUGGACUCUUUGAACGCUUCACAAGUUGCUAAGCUGACGGUGAACUCUGGAGCACUGAACAACCCACACAUGAUCACCAUGGUUUUUGACCAUCUAGAAAAUGGUGAUGCAUUCCAGAACGUGAAUGAUUUCCUGGCAGGUCUCACCCAGAAUUCGCAAUCUUUGGAAAUCCAUCCGGUGGUGAGGGACAUCAUGAUGAAUCGGACCUUUGCCAUCAUUAGUCUCCGUUUGACCGAGUUCUUAAGAGGAGACUGGGUUUCUUGGUUCACAGUGAAACUGAUUCCUCUCCUGCCCAGCAUAACUGCAGAGAUGCUCCAGACAGCAACAUCAUACGGCGACUGCAUUGCAUUCCACGCAAUUGUUGAGGGUCUUAGCAGCGUCAUUCACCAGAUGUCACUGGAGAGACAGCAGGAGCUCACAGUUGUUUUGGUGGAUCAUCUGAAACACACCAGUGAAUCGGGCUCAACCUGUGGGUCAGAUACCAGCAGUCUCAGAGCCUGGCUUGAUGCCAACUUUGGUCAAUUCUCAGUCUACGUGGCAUUCCAAGAUCUGCUUAUGCUCAAUGCGAACUUUUCCAAGUUUGAGGCACUGGACCUUCUGAGCGCUUCCCAAGUUGCUCAACUUACGGUGAACUCUGGAGCCCUGCACAACCCAGACAUGAUCACCAUGGUAUUUGACUAUCUAAAAAAUGGCGAUGCAUUCCAGAACGUGAAUGAUUUCCUGGCAGGUCUCGCCCAGAAUUCGCAGGAUUUGGAAAUCCAUCCGUUGGUGAGGGACAUCAUGAUGAAUCGGACCUUUGCCAUCAUCAGUCUCCAUUUUACAGAGUUCUUGAGAGAAGACUGGGUUUCCUGGUUCACAGUGAAAUUGAUUCCUCUCCUGCCCAGCAUAAAUGCAGAGAUGCUCCAGACAGCAACAUCAGACGGCGACUGCAUUGCAUUCCAGGCAAUUGUUGAGGGUCUUAGCAGCGUCUUUGACCAGAUGUCACCGGAGAGACAGCAGGAGCUCACACUUGUUCUUCUGGAUUAUCUGAAACACAUCGGCGGAUCGGGCUCAACCUGUGGGUCAGACACCAGCAGUCUAAGCGCCUGGCUGUAUGUGAACUUUGGUAAAUUCUCAGUCUACGUGGGAUUCCAAGAUCUGAUACUGCUCAAUCCAAACUUUUCCAAUUUUGGGGCACUGGACUUUUUAAGUGCUUCCCAAGUUGCUAAACUGACGGUGGACUUUGGAGCACUAAACAACCUAGACAUGAUCACCAUGGUGUUUGACCAUCUAGAAAAUGGCAAUGCUUUCCAGAACAUGAAUGAUUUCCUGGAAGGUCUCACCCAGAAUUCGCAGGCUUUGGAAAUCCAUCCAGUGGUGAGGGACAUUAUGAUGAAUCGGACCUUUGCCAUCAUCAGUCUCCAUUUUACUGAGUUCUUAAGAGGAGACUGGGUUUCCUGGUUCACGGUGAAACUGAUUCCUCUCCUGCCCAGUAUAACUGCAGAGAUGCUCCAAACAGCAACAUCCUACGGCGACUGCAUCACAUUCCAUGCAAUCGUUGAGGGUCUUAGCAGCGUCUUUGAUCAGAUGUCACUGGAGAGACAGCAGGAGCUCACACUUGUUCUAGUGGGCUAUCUAAAACAGAGCUACAGAUCGGGCUCAACCUGUGGGUCAGACACCAGCAGUAUCAUCGCUUGGCUUGAUGUAAACUUUGGUAAAUUCUCCGUCUAUGUGAAUUUUGAAGAUCUGCAGGAGAGAGAAAUGAAGGAAACUGUCUGUCAAAAGAUGAUUUAUUGCCAGUUAUGUCAAUUAUGUUCUCCCCACUCAACUCCAUUACAUAUAACCACCCCUCCUUCUUCCACUUCUGGGUGAUUCCACCAAUAGAGGAUAUGUUGCUAUUCAUGUGUGUUUUGUGAAGGAAUAACAUUAGGACAAAAUUUUGUGAUUUAAAGUUUAAAAAGUCAAAUGAAAGGUAAAUGGGUUGUUGUUUAUUUUAAAUUAGUGUUAAGUGUGUAGUGUUCUAUGAACUUUCUGAUAAACUUCAUGAUUUUAUUUUCGUAAAUUAGUACAAACUCUGUUAAAAAGCAUCAAAUUCAAGAAUUCAAUUCAAUUGUAAUACGUUAAAAUGUGUUUUUAAAACAAUUAUAAUUUAGAAAAAAGUUCAAUUCAUGUUUAUUUCUAUAGUGCUAUUCACAGUUUAUCAUUAGAGCAAAGCAGCUAUUCAUAAAUACAAAGUACAAGCAAAUAAAAAAUGGUGUAUAAAUGGAUUAUAAAUGGUAUUGUUACAGAAUAUACAUGUAUAAUCUUAUAAAUUAUAUUACUGGUAAAUUGCCAGUACUUAUUAAUUAGCACACACAAUCUAAUAACAGUACUGUACUUGUAAUUUACUUAUAAAAACUGUAUGUGUUAAAUCAACUAAUAAAAAGCAGAAUGA